Molecule: messenger RNA, 3102 nt
Organism: Ictalurus punctatus (channel catfish)
Lineage: Eukaryota; Metazoa; Chordata; Actinopteri; Siluriformes; Ictaluridae
Product: nuclear factor 7, brain
Exons: 6
Coding region: 620-2026 (468 amino acids)
Molecular function (GO): protein binding; zinc ion binding
Source: RefSeq, a predicted model, not a curated record
UCUCUAUAAGUGAUGCGCGUAUGUUUACUCCACACUGUCCAAAUGAACAGGAAGUGAAAAUGAGACAUGAACUCCACAGCAAUGUGAUCUGCAAAUACACCCGCCUGUACAGACCCAGUUACAGACGUCCCUUUCAGCAAGAAGUCUGAGAACCUCUCUAUAAGGAAACGAGAAGAAGACGUUAUCCGAUGGCAUCGCACUAAAAACGGUUUUCGGUAUUCCCUUUAUUUUACGAUGGAAUAUAAAAACACGGUGUAUGUAUAUGUUUCGAGUCUCUUUCAAAGUUUGUACGGACGGACAGGACCGUUAAAGUUGGAUCGUUUAGAUGUACAAACGUCAAAGGUUAGAGUCGUGGGAACUCUGCCCAAUAUAGGGCGAAAACGCCGGUUCCACAUUAACCAAAACAUUCAAGAUCGUCAAGAGAGUUGAACUUCCUGUUUUGAGUCUCGUGUGCUACUCCUCCCUCUGUGCUCUUCCUGAACAUUUCAAGCAGCUCAAAGGAGCUUUCCAAAAACCUGCUGAGCGAGGCGAGCUCACACCGUCGCUGCAGACGUGUGCGCCAAGGGUGACGACGCGGCACUCCGGCUCCUAGCAUGACAGAAGCGUGUCGGGCGUGACCAUGUCUUCCGAGUUACCCGAAGAGGACCUGUCGUGCCCCGUGUGCUGUGACAUCUUCAGCGAUCCCGUCCUGCUCCCGUGCAGCCACAGCUUCUGCCGGUCCUGCCUGCAGAACUUUUGGGGAAGUUCGGUUUUCCGGAGCUGUCCCAUGUGCAGGAGGAGAGUCUCGAAAAAGCAACCUCCGAGCAACCUGGCUCUGAGGAAUUUGUGCGAGGCCUUCGUGCAGACCCAGAACUCUAGACGUGAGAACGAGAAGAAAGCGGCGUGCCCGCAGCACGCCGAGAAGCUGAAGCUCUUCUGCGUGGAUGACCAGCAGCCCAUCUGCGUGGUGUGCCAAGCCUCAAGAAUGCACAGGGGUCACGACUGCGCUCCCACAGACGAGGCCGCUCUGGACUGUAAGGAGAAGCUCGAGUCUGCUCUGAAGAUGCUUAAAGACAAGCUGGAUGUCGUGACUAAACUCAGAAUGACUUCAGCUAUGGCGCUCGAGCAUAUCAGGAGUCAGGCCCAGCUUCUAGAGAACCAAAUGAAGCAUGAGUUCAUGAAGCUUCACCAGUUUCUGCGUGAGGAAGAGGAGGCCCGGCUCUCCGCGCUGAAGGAGGAAGAGAUGAAGAAGGUCCUUGCUAUAAAGGAAAGAGAUGAAGAGCUGAGGAACAGGAUCUCUUCUCUCUCAGACAUCAUCAGUCGCACCGAGCAGGAGAUCGCUGAUGAUGAUCUGACGCUGCUGCAGAACUUCAAAUCUGCCAUGGAGAGAACUCAGAGUUCACCACCAAAUCCAAAGGGGUUUUAUGGGGCGUUAAUAGAUGAGGCCAAGCACCUGAGUAACCUGAAGUUCAGGGUCUGGGAGAAGAUGCAGGAAGUUGCUCCUUACUCUCCUGUGACUCUGGACCCGAACACGGUGCACCCGUGUCUCAGGCUGUCGGAAGACCUCAGUAGCGUCCAUUACAGCAGCAUGGGUCGUCCUCUCCCCACCAAUCCAGAGCGCUUCUGCAUGAGCGCAGAGGUUGUCGGCUCGACGGUUAUCGGCUCGGGCACGCACGCCUGGGAGGUGGAGCUAGAAGAGAGCGAUGACUGGAUCCUGGGCGUAGCCAGCGUGUGCGUUAAGAGGGACUCGGAGGUCCCGGCACGCCCGGAGAACGGGUACUGGACACUGUGCAUGCGGGACGGAGAGUACAGGGUCAUGGCGUCGCCUGUAAGGACACUGAAGGUGGACAAGAAGCUGCAGAAAGUGCGAGUGGACGUGGACUGGGAUGCAGGGGAGGUUUGUUUCUCCUGUCCCGAGGACGGGCAAAUGCUGCACAGGUUCACGCAGACGUUCGUGGACAAGGUGGUGCCGUAUUUCUACACACAGAGUAGAAAGCCUCUAAGGAUUGUUCCACAACCGGUGAUGAUUUCAAUGAAGAAAAACUGAGAUGUAUGGAAUAAAUGUGUAAACAGGAAGUAGCUUAUGCUUUGGGGUACUGACGAGAAGGUCAAGAGUUCAAAUCCCAACACUAAAAAGCUAAAAGGUCCUUGAGCAAAAACCUUUAAUCCUCAACUUCUCAGGAGUAUUCUCUCACAACCUGAGUCGCUUUGAAGGAAAGAGUCAGACAAAAGAGUAAAAACGUAUGUGUACAACUUUAACUGUAAUGGCUUGAGAGUGGAGUUUCCUGUCUUCUUGUUCCUGUUUACUUCCUGUUUGGCUGCUCAUCCCCAAAAUCCUAAGAACCAGGGGCACUGAAUCUUUAAAGUCACCCAAAACACACUUUUACCCUGAAGAGGAAAUGUAGAUACAGUACCAAUACUUGGUACUGUGGUGUUGUCUGGUGCACGUUUGCAUAUUAGAACCUGAUUGGCCCUUGUAUUUUAUGAUGUAAUAACACCUGCCUGACACAUGUUCAGCACUGAAACAUAUUAUAUUUUUCAGUCAGAUAUUUAGCUUCCUUGUGUUUCCUGAAAUAAAAACUUACUCAUCUUCAGGAACCGCUUUAUCCUGGUCAGGAUCCGGAGUCUAUCCCGGGAACAAGAAGGGAACGCACCCGGGAUGAGACACCGGUCCGUCUCGCCAAUCUUUUUGGGAGGUGGGAGGCAACCGGAGAGCUUGGAAGUACGUCAACGUGGACACGGGAGAACAUAUGAAAACUCCAGAGCUCAGGAUUGAACCAGGGAACCUGGAGCUGUGAGGCAACCACAGUACCACUCUGAUAAUAAUAAUAUUAAUAAUAAUAAUAAUAAUAAUAAUAAUAAUGAUUGAAGAACAUGUUUUUUAAAUAGUCUGGCUGGUAAAAAUGAAAUAAAAACGUGUAUAGUGUGUAUUUUUAAUGUAUUUCUUAAAAAAAAAAAAAAAAAAAAGCUGCUGGAAUAAAAACAGUAGAUUUUGUAUGGUUCAGAUUUUAUUUAUUUGCCAUUACAUGAAGUUUUAUUUUGAAUUUAAUGAAUCAAAUAUGUAAAUAUCCUGUAUCUAAUGAUUGCUAGAUAGGCCAAAUGUGAAUAAAAAAUAUAUCUCCA